Messenger RNA from Brassica oleracea var. oleracea, 1255 nucleotides. Its product is annotated as mitotic checkpoint protein BUB3.1. Gene Ontology annotation, cellular component: phragmoplast; mitotic checkpoint complex; kinetochore. The transcript is spliced from 9 exons. Gene Ontology annotation, biological process: mitotic spindle assembly checkpoint signaling. Lineage: Eukaryota; Viridiplantae; Streptophyta; Magnoliopsida; Brassicales; Brassicaceae. Gene Ontology annotation, molecular function: ubiquitin binding. The coding region runs from base 38 to 1060 and encodes 340 amino acids. The record is from RefSeq and is a predicted model, not a curated record.
AACCCUAGCAUUUGUGAUCUUCAACGGGAGGAAGAAUAUGAGUCUGCCUCCUCCGUCCGCCGGUCGUGAGCUAGCGAAUCCACCGUCCGACGGCAUUUCGAAUCUCAGAUUUUCCAACACGAGCGACCAUCUCCUCGUUUCUUCAUGGGAUAAGCGUGUGAGAUUGUACGAUGUGAGCACCAAUUCGUUGAAGGGCGAGUUCUUACACGGCGGCGCAGUUCUCGAUUGCUGUUUCCACGACGAUUCCUCUGGUUUCAGCGUUGGCAGCGACAACAAAGUCAGACGGAUUGUUUUCAAUGUUGGCAAAGAGGAUGUUCUGGGGAUGCAUGAAAAGCCAGUGCGUUGUGUUGAGUAUUCUUAUGCUGCAGGGCAAGUGAUUACUGGAUCUUGGGAUAAAACAGUUAAGUGUUGGGAUCCAAGAGGUGCAAGUGGGCCCGAACGCACCCAGGUGGGGACAUACUUGCAACCAGAGCGUGUUUACUCUCUGUCUCUUGUUGGAAACCGUCUCGUUGUGGCAACAGCAGGAAGGCACGUCAACAUCUACGAUCUCAGGAAUAUGUCUCAGCCUGAGCAAAGAAGGGAGUCUUCACUCAAAUACCAGACCAGAUGUGUUCGUAGUUAUCCUAAUGGAACAGGUUAUGCUCUAAGCUCUGUUGAAGGAAGAGUUGCGAUGGAGUUCUUUGAUCUGUCAGAGGCUGCUCAGGCCAAGAAAUAUGCUUUCAAAUGCCAUCGGAAAUCAGAGGCUGGAAGAGACAUUGUUUACCCUGUAAAUGCCAUUGCAUUCCAUCCAAUUUAUGGCACAUUUGCAACGGGAGGCUGUGAUGGUUUUGUCAACAUAUGGGAUGGGAACAACAAGAAGAGGCUGUAUCAGUAUUCAAAAUACCCAUCAAGCAUCGCAGCACUGUCAUUCAGCCGAGAUGGUCAGCUACUAGCUGUUGCAUCAAGCUACACGUUUGAAGAGGGGGAGAAAUCGCACGAACCAGAAGCCAUCUUUGUAAGAAACGUCAAUGAAAUCGAAGUGAAACCCAAACCCAAAGCAUAUCCAAAUCCUGCGGCAUAGUAAGAAAAAACAGAAGCAUCCUCAACACAAGUUGGUCUUUGUCUUUUACCUAAGAGUGUCCCAAAGCUUGUGGAAGUACGUUUGAGCUUUUAAUCUUUUCUUUUUGUUUGAGUGUAUAAAGUAGAGAAGUAAAUACUUAAAUACAAUGCUUUGUAGUUCAUUUGGCUUUGAUGACAUAUUAUUAGUUUAUUACCA